AUGGCGACCCAGCCGAAUUCCUCCACGAAGAAGAAAGAGGAGAAGGGGAAGAACAUCCAGGUGGCGGUGAGAUGCAGACCAUUUAAUUUGGCAGAGCGGAAAGCUAGCGCCCAUUCUGUAGUAGAAUGUGAUCACGUACGAAAAGAAGUCAGUGUCCGAACUGGAGGAUUGGCUGACAAGAGCUCAAGGAAAACAUACACUUUUGAUAUGGUUUUUGGUGCAUCUACUAAACAAAUAGAUGUUUAUCGAAGUAUUGUUUGUCCAAUUCUGGAUGAAGUUAUUAUGGGAUAUAAUUGCACUAUUUUUGCAUAUGGCCAAACUGGCACUGGAAAAACCUUCACAAUGGAAGGGGAAAGAUCACCUAAUGAAGAGUAUACUUGGGAGGAGGAUCCUUUGGCUGGUAUAAUUCCACGUACUCUUCAUCAGAUUUUUGAGAAACUUACUGCUAAUGGUACUGAAUUUUCAGUCAAAGUAUCUCUGUUGGAAAUCUAUAAUGAAGAACUUUUUGAUCUCCUUAAUCCAUCUUCUGAUGUUUCUGAGAGACUACAGAUGUUUGAUGAUCCACGUAACAAGAGAGGGGUGAUAAUCAAAGGUUUAGAAGAAAUUACAGUUCACAACAAGGAUGAAGUUUAUCAAAUUUUGGAGAAGGGAGCAGCAAAGAGGACAACUGCAGCAACGUUAAUGAAUGCAUACUCCAGUCGUUCCCACUCCGUUUUCUCUGUUACAAUACAUAUGAAAGAAACUACAAUUGAUGGAGAGGAGCUUGUUAAAAUUGGGAAGUUGAACUUGGUUGAUCUUGCAGGAAGUGAAAACAUUGGCCGUUCUGGAGCAGUGGAUAAGAGAGCUCGGGAAGCUGGAAAUAUCAACCAAUCCCUGUUGACUUUGGGAAGAGUUAUUACUGCUCUUGUAGAAAGAACACCGCAUGUUCCUUACCGAGAAUCUAAACUAACCAGAAUCCUCCAGGAUUCUCUUGGGGGACGUACAAGAACAUCUAUAAUUGCUACAAUUUCUCCUGCAUCUCUUAAUAUUGAGGAAACGCUGAGUACAUUGGAAUAUGCUCAUAGAGCAAAGAACAUACUGAAUAAGCCUGAAGUUAACCAGAAACUAACCAAAAAAGCCCUUAUUAAGGAAUAUACAGAAGAGAUAGAGCGUCUGAAACGAGAUCUUACUGCAGCCCGGGAAAAGAAUGGGGUGUACAUUUCUGAGGAGAAUUUUAGAGCCAUGAAUGGAAAACUAACUGUUCAAGAAGACCAGAUUGUAGAAUUGAUUGAAAAAAUUGGUGCCCUUGAGGAGGAGCUAAGUAGGGUUACAGAAUUAUUUGUGGAUAAUAAAAAUGAACUUGAUCAGUGUAAAUCUGACCUGCAAAGUAAGACACAGGAACUUAAAACCACUCAAAAACAUUUACAAGAAACUAAAUUACAGCUUGUGAAAGAGGAGUAUGUGUCGUCAGUUUUGGAAAGCACUGAGAAGAAGCUUCAUGACACUGCCAGCAAGUUGCUUGACACAGUUGAAGAAACUACAAAAGAUGUAUCUGGUCUCCAUUCCAAACUGGAUCGUAAGAAGGCAGUUGAUGAGCAUAAUGCAGAAGCUCAGGAUAUUUUUGGCAAAAAUCUGAAUAGCCUGUUUAAUAAUAUGAAAGAAUUAAUAAGGGAUGGCAGCUCAAAACAAAAGACCAUGCUGGAAGUUCACAAGACCUUGUUUGGUAACCUGCUGUCUUCCAGUGUUUUUGCAUUAGACACCAUUACUACAACAGCACUUGGAUCUCUCUCAUCUGUUCCAGAAAAUGUGUCUAAACAUGUUUCUCAGAUUUCUAAUAUGAUAUUAGAAGAACAGUCAUUAGCAGAAGAAAGUAAAACUGUACUUCAGACAUUGCUUAAUGUACUUAAGACUGACCUUCUAAGUUCACUGGAAACAAUUUUAUCCCCCACUGUGUUGGCUGUACUGAAAAUCAAUAGUCAACUAAAGCAUAUUUUCAAAACUUCACUGACAGUGGCUAAUAAGAUAGAAGAUCAGAAAAAGGAAAUGGAUGGCUUUCUCAGUACACUAUGUGACAAUCUACAUGAACUACAAGAAAAUACAAUUUCUUCCUUGGCUGAAUCACAGAAGCAGUGUGAAAAUUUAACGAAAGAACUUAAGACAAUAAAGAAAACCCAUUCACAGGAACUUUGCCAGUUAAUCAAUCUUUGGGGAGAGAGAUUCUGUGCUUUGGAGGAAAAGUGUGAAAACAUCCAGAAACCACUUCACAAUGUCCAAAAAAAUACUGAGCAGAAAUCUAAGGAUAUAAUCAGCAAAACAACUUCUCACAGUACAAAGUUUUGUGCUGAUUUUGAUGGCUUAUCACAGGAACUCAGACAUUUUAACCAAGAAGGUACAAAAUUGGUUGAAGAGUGUGCAAAACACUGUGAUAAACUCAAUAGCAACCUUGAAAUAACAUCUCAAGACAUUGAACAGAGAUGUGAGGCUCUGAACACAAGCGCGCUUGGUUUUUCUGAACAGUGGCUAUCUGGUUUACAUAAAAGGGAAGAGGAAAUUCAGAACUUAUUGCAGGUUGUAAACAAAAAUUGUGAGGUUUCAAGUUCAGAGAUUACUGAAAAAUUAAGUGGACAUAAAGAAGCUAAUGAGAACCAUCGUAACAGUUUUCUUGGUCAGAUAAAUAUUGAUGAAGAAAAAUUAAUGGCACAAAGUCUAGAACUUAAUGAAACCAUAAAAAUUGGUUUGACUAAGCUCAACUGCUUUCUACAACAGGAUCUGAAGCUGGAUAUCCCAACAGGUACAACACCACAGAGGAAAAAUUACUUAUAUCCAUCAACACUGGUGAGAACUGAACCACGUGAACUGCUCCUUGAUCAGUUGGAAAGGAAACAGCCUGAGCUGUUAACGAUGCUAAACUGUUCAGAAAACAAUCCAGAAGACACCAGUCAGGACUCAGAAGAAGAAAAAGCAGUUCUGGAGCACACUAUUGAAGAACCUGUAAAUCAAGAGCCACCUGUGGAUGCCAGUGUGGAUUGUUCCUCAAGUACUGGGGUCCCGUUUUUCCAGCAUAAAAAAUCGUAUGGAAAAGACAAAGAAAACAGAGGCAUUAAUCCAGUGGAGAGGUCUAAAGUAGAAGAAACUACUGAACAAUCUGUUACAAGAAGCAGAUUACCUCUACGAGCCCAGAUAAAUCUUUAG
Molecule: messenger RNA, 3171 nt
Organism: Pipistrellus nathusii (Nathusius's pipistrelle)
Lineage: Eukaryota; Metazoa; Chordata; Mammalia; Chiroptera; Vespertilionidae
Source: the annotation of a GenBank genome assembly